This is a messenger RNA of Passer domesticus (house sparrow), 2868 nucleotides long. RefSeq names its product transcription factor AP-2 alpha (gene TFAP2A). The record is from RefSeq and is a predicted model, not a curated record. Gene Ontology annotation, molecular function: DNA-binding transcription factor activity, RNA polymerase II-specific; RNA polymerase II transcription regulatory region sequence-specific DNA binding. Gene Ontology annotation, biological process: regulation of transcription by RNA polymerase II; regulation of cell population proliferation; anatomical structure development. The transcript has 7 exons. NCBI's taxonomy places the organism in Eukaryota, Metazoa, Chordata, Aves, Passeriformes, Passeridae. Gene Ontology annotation, cellular component: nucleus. The coding region runs from base 87 to 1382 and encodes 431 amino acids.
GGCUGCGCGCUUCGCCGGUCCCUUUCCUCUGCCUUUUUGUUGUUUUUUUUUUUCUGCCUUGACUUGUAACCCCCGACUCUUCGCAGAUGUUAGUGCACAGUUUUUCGGCUAUGGAGCGCCACGACAGUACCAGCAACGGGACAGCCCGGUUACCCCAGUUGGGGACCGUGGGUCAGUCUCCCUACACCAGCGCCCCACCGCUCUCCCACACCCCCAACGCCGACUUCCAGCCCCCUUACUUCCCCCCCCCUUACCAGCCCAUCUACCCCCAGUCUCAGGACCCCUACUCCCACGUGAACGACCCGUACAGCCUCAACCCCCUCCAUGCCCAGCCGCAGCCCCAGCACCCAGGAUGGCCGGGACAGAGGCAGAGCCAGGAGACGGGGCUGCUCCACACGCACCGGGGUUUGCCCCACCAGCUCUCGGGGCUCGACCCGCGCAGGGACUACCGGCGGCACGACGACCUGCUGCACGCCCCGCACGGGCUGGGCUCGGGGCUGGCCGACCUGCCCCUCCACUCCAUCCCCCACGCCAUCGAGGACGUGCCGCACGUAGAAGACCCCGGUAUUAACAUCCCAGAUCAAACUGUAAUUAAGAAAGGCCCCGUGUCCCUCUCCAAGUCUAACAACAACGCCGUCUCCUCCAUCCCCAUCAACAAGGACGCGCUCUUCGGCGGGGUGGUGAACCCCAACGAGGUCUUCUGCUCGGUGCCGGGCCGCCUCUCGCUGCUCAGCUCCACCUCCAAGUACAAGGUCACGGUGGCGGAAGUGCAGAGACGCCUGUCGCCGCCCGAGUGCCUCAACGCCUCCCUGCUGGGCGGAGUGCUCCGGAGGGCAAAGUCUAAAAACGGAGGGAGAUCCCUGAGGGAGAAACUGGACAAAAUAGGACUAAACCUGCCAGCCGGGAGGCGUAAAGCUGCUAACGUUACCUUGCUCACAUCGCUCGUGGAGGGAGAAGCAGUACAUCUAGCUAGAGAUUUUGGGUACGUUUGCGAGACAGAAUUUCCUGCCAAAGCAGUAGCUGAAUUUCUCAACCGACAACAUUCCGAUCCAAAUGAGCAAGUCACAAGAAAAAACAUGCUUCUAGCUACAAAACAGAUCUGUAAAGAGUUCACCGACCUGCUGGCUCAGGACCGAUCUCCCCUGGGGAACUCGCGGCCCAACCCCAUUUUGGAGCCGGGCAUCCAGAGCUGCCUGACCCACUUCAACCUCAUCUCGCACGGCUUUGGGAGCCCGGCGGUGUGCGCUGCCGUCACCGCCCUGCAGAACUAUCUCACCGAGGCGCUCAAGGCCAUGGACAAAAUGUACCUCAGCAACAACCCCAACAGCCACACAGACAACAGCACCAAAAGCGGCGACAAAGAGGAGAAGCACCGAAAGUGAGGAUCCCCCCCACACACGCUCCUCUCCCUUCCCCCUCAUAGCCCAUCGAUCCAUUCAUCUCCCUCCUCCCUCUCCCCGGCACCCCAGGCUACAGCAACAGAAUGAGCGUCCUUCUGCCAGUCCUGUUCUCUGACUCUGCAGGACUGCUCUGCCCUCUCUCCACACCCCUUCCCAGCAUCCACAUUUCCAUUUGCUCCUGCUUAAAUUCCCCCCUCUUCCCACUGCUACCAUCGUUUUACCCCAGUUUGGAGCCUAAGAGAACAGAACAGGGGGACGGAGCCAGCAAAGAAAAAAAGUUCUGUCUUGAGUUUGUGAACUUUUUUUUAAAUAAAACAAAAGGAGAAAAAAAACCCAACAAAAAUAAAACAAAAAAGGACUUUUUUUUUCUAAAAAUAUAUUAAAAAUUUAAAAAAAAAACAAAAAGAAAGAAAUAAUACUUUAAAAUUCUAUGAGCUUCACCGGACUGAAUCACCACCUUCCCUUACAUAAACUUCAGUUAAGAUUGUAGCCAUACUAAAAAUGAAAAAAAAAAAAAAGUGAAAAAGUACAACAGCAACAGCAGACAGACAAAAGGCAAAGAGGACUGAUGACAUUUUAUCAGUAUUGUGAAUAAACUUGAACACAAAACACAAACAGUUCCAUGUCAUAUCUUCAGUUGUAGAACUUUUUCCUGUCCAAGGUAAAGCGACCAACUUGAACUUUCUAUUGCAACACGAUUCACAGUUAUUAUAUAAGGGAAUCAGUGUUCAUGUAUGUAUAUAUUUAUUUAUGUGUAAUUUAAUGGGAAUUGUAAAUAUGGUGAGUCUGUUUUAAGCCUUUUUUUAUUUAUCUGGUGAUCUCGUUUACCUCUUGUUUAGUGGGUUUUAAAUCUUCCCCUCUUAGUUCAUCAUGUGGUUCAUGGUACUUAUUUAGAUAUCAGAGGUUUUUUGGGGGUUUUUCUCUGGGAUUCAUCAUUUUUAGCCCUAUUGUAGCAUGUUAAAAGCAACAAUGAAGCAGCUGAACAAAUAAAAAACCAUUAAUUUUUAUAUAUAAUUAGUAUGACAUUUAGUUUCUCAUUGAAGAUAAAAUAAAGUGAUGUUGGACCCUGGCAAGGUUUUAAACAUGUUAGUGGUUUUACAACCCUUAUGUGUUGUGGAAAAUGAAAAAAGUUAUUUUCAUCCACUGUCCUUUUCCCAAAAGCACCAACAGAGCAAUAAAUUAAUACUGUCUUUUAAAACAAGAUUUAGCUUUACUUUCCUUUUUUUUCCCCUCUUUUUUUUCUCCCUUUCUUUUGUUUUUAUUUUUAUCUUUUUUUCUUCUUCUUUUUUUUUUUUUUUUCCCAAAGAACUUCAAACAUUCGGGACCACCUGGUAUCCUGUAUUUCCACUGGCCAUAUUGGAAGCAGUUAUAGUUGUGUUGUAUUGAGUUGUGCCGGCAGUAGUUUCCAUGCCUAUCAAUGUAUCAUAGUCCUUUGUUGCCCAGAUAAAUAAAUAUUUGAUACGCUUUA